CACAGCACAACGUUUCUUUCUCCAGCAAUCUUCAAAGUGGCAUCGGCUAUCUUCUUGGCUAAAAUAGAGAAAUGGAUUGUCAGAACAUUAUCAAGAUUGGGCAAAUGAUGGUAGCAAGAAACCACAGCGUAACCAUCUUGAUCACGACCGACAGUAAUCUUAAGGAUAUACCCAAUGGGAUAGAGGUGUUAACUGUCAAGGUACACACUGAAGCUUUGUCAAUUUCCAGCGAAGAAAUGCUUGAAGUUCACAAUAAUCCCUUUCACAUUUUCAAGAAAGUGAUAGAGAAAAGCAGUAGCACUGUGGAUGCACUUUUUGGGAACAGAGAGCUACUAAACACUUUGAUUUCUAAAAAAUUUCACCUCCUGUUUCAUGACGUAGCUGCUAUAGAAAGUUUUGUAUUGAGGGAUUAUUUAAACAUCCCCGGAGUCGGGUAUUCUAAUUUGGGGUUCGAUAACGACUGGACCAUCUAUCCUAUACACCCUGCCUACACGCCACAUAUUUUUGCAGGAUGCUCGGAUCACAUGGGUUUUAGGGAGAGAUUAAUGAACACACUGAGUUUAACGUUAACCGUAUAUUUUAAGUACUAUGUCACGGCUGUUUUUAAUGGCGCAAAAGAAAAAUAUAAUCUCAACACCUCCUUGUCGUUUAUGACAGCUUAUUCCAGAUUGUCUAUACUGAUAGUUAACGUAGAUUUUGCGUUUGACUAUCCCCGUCCCGUUUUUCCUUGGGUAAAAACUGUGUCGGGUAUCCUUUUUCAUCCUGCAAAACCCCUAUCUAAAGAUUUGGAAGAGUUCGUGGAAUCUUCCAGGGAACAUGGCAUCGUUAUCAUGAGUUUUGGGUCGAAGGUAUCCGAACUUACGUCAGAAAAAGCAGAAUUAAUAGCCAGGGUUUUGGCGCAACUUCCGCAGAAGAUUAUAUGGCGGAACAAUAAUUCCGAUAUUUCGGGAUUGGCAAAUAACACGAAAGUUAUGAAUUGGAUACCACAAAAUGACCUUGUUGGUCACGCAAAAGCGCGCCUCUUCAUCACUCACUGCGGAGUUAGUGGUUCACACGAGGCGCUAUAUCAUGGGGUCCCUGUUGUUGCCGUACCCCUGUUCUUGGAUCAAUUUAGCCACGCAACAAAGUUUGUUGAACGUCUUGGAAUGGGGGAGAAGUUAGACUUCUACAAUUUAACAGAAUCUACUUUCUCUGCAGUUGUAUUGAAGGUUCUGAAUAAUCCUAGCUAUUUUGCCAACGCUAAGCGUGCAGCAGCAAUUGUUCGUGACCAGCCGAUGGACGGAAAGGAAACACUGAUGUACUGGGUUGAGUAUGUUAUCAGAAACAAUGGAACGUUGCAUUUCCAUUCUCAGGCGAUGGAGAGACUUAGCUGGUACCAGUAUGUCUUGCUAGACGUAAUAAUCUUCCUAUUAACGGUUGCAGUGUGUGUUGCUGCCUUUCUUUUGUUUUGUUGCAAAAUGUUGUGCAGAAACGUUCUCAAAUUACAGCCUCAGUUAAGGAAGAGGAACAAAACUGAUUGAUAUAUAUGUACGUCUUUCGUUUUUUAUGUUGCUUUGGGUCUCACUCACGUGCACGUUGUAAGGGAGAUUAGGGGUCAAUUUUAACAGAGAUAUAAGUUUAAAGACAACAAUUCAUGUUGGAACUAUCCUUAAGCAGCGUACUGUUACAGACUACACGUAUUGCAGCAGUUUCUUGUAUUGUAUUCUAAGAUUACUGUAAAUAUUAUAUAUCAUUAUAACUGUAUUUACAAAGCGAGAACUAACUCACUAACUACCAACACAAUAACGUUAACGCGACAUU
Lingula anatina is the source of this 1800-nucleotide messenger RNA. Its product is annotated as UDP-glucuronosyltransferase 2C1. Lineage: Eukaryota; Metazoa; Brachiopoda; Lingulata; Lingulida; Lingulidae. The record is from RefSeq and is a predicted model, not a curated record. Gene Ontology annotation, molecular function: UDP-glycosyltransferase activity.